Dacryopinax primogenitus is the source of this 4977-nucleotide messenger RNA. Its product is annotated as ABC transporter. The transcript is spliced from 3 exons. Gene Ontology annotation, cellular component: membrane. Gene Ontology annotation, molecular function: ATP binding; ABC-type transporter activity; ATP hydrolysis activity. Bases 496 to 4977 code for a protein of 1493 amino acids. Gene Ontology annotation, biological process: transmembrane transport. NCBI's taxonomy places the organism in Eukaryota, Fungi, Basidiomycota, Dacrymycetes, Dacrymycetales, Dacrymycetaceae. The record is from RefSeq and is a predicted model, not a curated record.
GUUCACUGAUCAACCGGGUUAGGUGGAUGCUGAACAAUCGUGGGGCGCGUGGUCAUAAAUGGAGGCGCUGGACCCGUCCAACAACCUUUGUCGAUGUCCUGCUCCGAACGGGGUGUAUAUAUACGCAGCGGCAUGGACUGGCCGCUAUCUCUCGACACAUACGGCCAAUCCCCGCAAGGAAAGGCCCUUCGAUCCGCUUGGAUCCCACUGACGAAGAGUUCCCUGAGGGGGCGGGCUUUGAACCUUGACUGCGUGUUGGCUUCCUGUCUUCGGUGUCAACGUCAGGCGCACUUGCUGACAAACAACCUUUCUGCGCGGCUCCCGGAUAUCCUGCUCGAGCUUGUGGUCCACCGCGAAUCCGGGCGCACGUUUCCUUCGUCGACUCGUACUUUGCCUGGUGCUGGUUGACACUCGACGGCCAACUCCCUUUGCUGCUCCAUCACACCUUGCCUUGGCGUCCCUCCUCCUCGCAUCUAUUCAGUGUGAGUCAUCAUCAUGUCCAGCGAGAAAGGUACCAUUCCCCUCUCCACUGCGCCCACGCUCGAACCCACCCACUCCCUCGACCUCGAAAAAGGCGAUCAGCUAAUCUCUCCGGCGACGGCCAGCGCCUCUGGAGACACGGACGAGAAGGCACAUCGAAGGAGUAGCGUGCAUACACAUGUUGGAGAAGAUGCAGCGGAAGGCGCAUUGGACAAGGUAAAGCAAGAAUACCUUAAGUACGACAAGCCAUACCCUUGGUAUGUUGUCUUCUCACCGGCACGCCUAGCGACACGUUCACAACUUUUUUCGUACAGGUACCAACGUGUUCCCUUCCUUUCCUUGGAUGUGCCGCAACCCGCCGCCUCGCUCGACGAUGCCUACCCUUCGCCCGAACAGAGAGCAAACAUCUUCUCCCAACUCACCUACAGCUGGGUAACACCUAUGCUCACACUUGGCUAUGCGCGUCCGCUCGAGCCGCCAGACUUGUGGAAAAUGAGUGAAACUCGAAGUUCCCAGCUGCUGGGUGAGAAGGUUCGAGUUGCGUUCGAGAGGAGACAUAAGAAGGCAGAAGCCUACAAUUCCCGCCUCGCCGCUGGAGAGGUGUCUCCCGUGUUCUGGAGGCGAGCGUGGUGGAUGAUGCGUGGAUCCAACAAGUCGGGGGGCUAUGCUGCGAUGGAACACGAAUGGCGUACGGUGGGGGGGAAGAAAAAGGCUAGCCUGGUAUUGGCGCUUAACGAAGCCGUGUGGGUCUGGUUCUGGAUUGGAGGACUAGCUAAGGUUCUUGCCGACACGAGCCAGAUCACGUCCCCGCUUGUGGUCAAAGCCCUCAUCGCGUAUGCCACGAACUCGUAUGCUCUGCAUCAACAAGGCCUGCCCACGCCAGGCGUCGGUCUGGGAAUAGGAUACGCCAUUAUCCUCUUCGCCAUGCAGGUGAUCGCUUCUCUCGGCACGCACAUGUUCUUCUAUCGAUCUACUUCGACCGGCGUCUUGCUUCGCGGUGCACUCAUUAGUGCAAUCUACUCUCGCUCUGUGCACUUGACUAACCGUGCUCGUGCAACUCUCACGAACGGCAAGCUCGUCAAUCACAUCUCGACCGACGUCUCACGAAUUGACUUUGCGUGCGGAUUCUUCCACGUUGCGUGGGCUGCUCCAAUCCAGAUGAUUGUCUGCCUAAUCAUCCUGCUUAUCAACCUCGGACCAAGUGCCCUAGCAGGAUUCGCAUUCUUCGUUUUCGCUACGCCUCUGCAAACACGGGCAAUGAAAGAACUCUUCAAGAUGCGUAAGAAGAGCAUGGUCUGGACCGAUCGGCGCGCAAAGCUUUUGCAGGAACUCUUGGGUGGGAUGCGGGUGAUCAAGUUCUUUGCUUGGGAGAUCCCAUUCCUCAAGCGGAUCGCAGAGUACCGAGCCCAGGAAUUGCGCUACAUCCGCAAUCUCCUCCUCACACGUGCAGCUAACAACGCCGUCGCGUUCUCCCUUCCGGCAUUCGCAGCGGUGCUCUCGUUUGUCGUGUACUCGCUUGCAGGAAACCAGCUUCAACCCGCCAUUAUCUUCUCCUCCCUCACCCUCUUCCAGCUCCUGAGGCUUCCCCUUAUGUUCCUCCCGAUGACCCUGUCCGCGAUUGCCGACGCUCAGCAGGCCCUUUCCCGGUUGUACGACGUCUUCGUCGCUGAAACUCUCUCCAGCACCCGCGAAACCGACCCGAACUUGCCUGUGGCGAUCGACGUCCGUGACGCGACCUUCACGUGGGAUGCCCCGGCCCCGGAAGAGGGGAAGGAGGGGAAGAAGGGGAAGAAGCAAAGCAAAAGGGAGCGCAAAGCAGCGGAGAAGGAGGCUGCGGCGCUCGCCAUCGCUGGAGGAGCGGCAGCGGCAUUGCAAGAGAAGGAUACACAAGGAAAGAAGGACCGUGUCUUCCAGCUGAAGGAUCUUUCUUUCAUUGUUCCGCGAGGUCAGCUCUGUGCUGUUGUCGGCGCCGUCGGCUCCGGCAAGAGCUCGUUGCUCCAGGGUCUCAUUGGAGAAAUGCGUCAAACUUCUGGUGAAGUCAAGUUCGGUGGCUCGGUUGGAUAUUGUUCCCAGACGGCCUGGAUACAGAACGCAACUGUGCGCAACAACAUCCUUUUCGGUCAGCCGUUUGAGGAAAAGCGGUACUGGAACGCCAUCCGCGACGCUUGCCUCGAGGCAGAUCUCGAGAUGCUCCCUAAUUAUGACUUCACCGAGGUGGGCGAGAGGGGCAUCUCACUUUCUGGCGGGCAGAAGCAGCGUAUCAACAUCGCCCGUUCCAUCUACUUUGGCAGCGACAUUGUUCUUCUGGAUGAUCCGCUCUCAGCUCUUGACGCGCAUGUAGGAAAGGCUGUCUUCCACGGCGCCAUUCAGGGUGCCUUGGCGGGCAAGACCCGAGUGCUUGUCACACAUGCCCUCCAUUUCCUGCCGUACGUCGAUUACAUCAUCACGAUGGUCGAUGGGGUGAUUUCGGAGCGCGGGACGUACCAGGAGCUCAUGGGCCACGAUGGCGCCUUCGCGCGAUUCGUGCGAGAGUUUGGCUCGGAGGAGGAGCGCCAUGAACAGGAGGAGGAAGAGGUCAUCGCUGUUGAGGGCGAGAAGAGCGAGGAUAAAAAGAAGAAGGUCGCCCAACAAGGUAUGGCCCUCAUGCAAACCGAGGAGCGCAAUACCGGCGCCGUGGCCGGUUCGGUUUAUGGCUCGUACCUGAAAGCUGGUCGGGGGCGCUUGCUCAUCCCCAUGCUGCUCGCUACCCUGGCCAUGAUGCAAAUCGGCAACGUGAUGAAUUCGUAUUGGCUUGUCUACUGGCAGGAAUUGUACUGGCCCUGGAUGCCCCAAGGCUUCUAUAUGGGCAUCUACGCUGGGUGGGGUUUCUUCCAAGCAAUCAGCUUCUUCCUUAACGGUACCGUGUUUGCUAUGCUCACGUUCUAUGCUUCUCAAGCACUCCAUCGGGACGCCAUCGAUCGUGUCAUGCACGCGCCCAUGUCGUUCUUUGAUACCACGCCCCUUGGCCGCAUCAUGAAUCGCUUCUCGAAGGAUAUCGACACAAUCGACAACUUGCUGGGUGACGCUCUUCGUAUGUUCUGCGCUACGAUGUCUGCCAUUAUCGGUGCCGUCAUCCUUAUUGGGAUCUUCGAACCAUAUUUCCUCAUCGCGGUCGCGGUCGUUAGCGUAGGGUACUACUAUGCCGCCCUCUUCUACCGGGCAAGUGCGCGCGAGCUCAAGCGACUUGAUUCGAUUCUUCGGUCUUCGCUGUACGCACACUUCUCUGAAUCACUGUCCGGUCUUGCCACCAUCCGCGCGUAUGGCGAGAUCAACCGUUUUUGCGAUGACAACGUCAAGCGGAUGGAUAUCGAGAACCGCGCAUAUUGGCUCACUGUCGUCAACCAACGCUGGCUCGGAGUUCGGCUGGACUUCCUCGGGACGCUUCUCACACUUGUCGUAUCCAUCCUCGCUGUCGCAUCCAGGAACAGCAUCUCCCCGUCCCAGACUGGUGUCGUCCUCAGCUAUAUUCUCAUGGUCCAACAGACGUUUGGAUGGAUGGUGCGACAGUUGGCCGAGGUUGAGAACGACAUGAACGGUGUGGAGCGUGUUGUUCAUUAUGCGAAGCAUGUGGAGCAAGAGGCGCCUCAAGAGAUCCCCGAAACCAAGCCAGCGGCAUCGUGGCCCGAGGCCGGAAAGAUCGACUUCAACGACGUCGUCAUGUCUUAUCGCCCCGGCUUGCCGCCGGUGCUCAAAGGGCUGGCGAUGCACGUUUCAGCAGGGGAGAAAAUUGGUAUCGUUGGACGUACUGGUGCUGGCAAGUCAUCUAUCAUGGUAGCUCUGUACCGUCUUGUCGAGAUAGGUGGGGGGAACAUCGUCAUUGAUGGUGUUGAUAUCUCCAAGAUCGGUCUUGCGGAUCUCCGCAGCAAGAUUGCCAUUUUUCCGCAAGAUCCACUCCUUUUCUCUGGCACUCUCCGUACAAACCUUGAUCCUUUCGGCUUGUACGACGACGCCAAGCUGUGGGAUGCCCUCAAACGUUCCUACCUUGUUGAGGAGACACGCAUGGUCGGUGGCGAUCCUGAGAAAGACGAAGAUGUGCCGAGUGGUGCCCAGUCGCCUGUGAUGCGUUUCAACCUAGAUUCCACCAUAGAUGAUGAGGGUGCCAACUUGUCCGUUGGUCAGCGAUCACUUGUGUCUUUGGCGAGAGCGCUGGUUAAGGAUUCUCGAGUUAUUGUUCUCGACGAAGCGACUGCUUCGGUUGAUUAUGAAACGGAUCAGAAGAUUCAAGAUACGAUUGCACGCGAGUUCCAUGACAGGACGAUGCUUAUCAUUGCUCAUCGACUCAAAACGAUCAUCGGCUGCGACCGAAUUUGUGUGAUGGAUGCCGGUCGUAUCGCAGAAUUUGACUCUCCCGCGAACCUUUGGGAGUACAACGGCAUAUUCCGCUCUAUGGCCGAACGCUCUUCGAUCACGUUUGAUGACAUCGUCGCUGCAACCAAAGCACGAGGCCGCUCAAUAUGA